This is a messenger RNA of Cornus florida, 3028 nucleotides long. RefSeq lists its product as uncharacterized. Gene Ontology annotation, molecular function: calcium ion binding; S-adenosyl-L-methionine transmembrane transporter activity. NCBI's taxonomy places the organism in Eukaryota, Viridiplantae, Streptophyta, Magnoliopsida, Cornales, Cornaceae. Gene Ontology annotation, biological process: transmembrane transport. The record is from RefSeq and is a predicted model, not a curated record. The coding region runs from base 246 to 2738 and encodes 830 amino acids. The transcript has 8 exons. Gene Ontology annotation, cellular component: mitochondrial inner membrane.
CAAGAGAACCUCUUCUUCUUCUGGUUGUUCUUCUCUUCUCUUUAGGAACCACAUCUCUCGGAUUCCUCAGAUUUGUCUAAAAUUUCCUCCAAAUUUAGCAGCCAAAAUCAUCUCUAUAUCUUCUUCUAAAUCUACCAAAUCAGGUAUAUCUGGAACUCAAUCUAGAUUCGAGGGUUUUAGUGAUGAUUUUUGCGAAUGAAUGCAUAUAGAAGUUAUUGACCCUGAUUCUAGGUUUGUAGUUAGUGAUGAUGUCUGCCAAUGACCCUUUGGAAUCCCUCUUUAAUUCACUUCAAGUUGUCAAGGAUACAUUUUCGCCGCUUGAAUCUGGUAUCCGGAAAGCUGCGAAAGAUUUUGAGCACUGUUGGUCAGGUUCUAAGAAUGGGGCCAGGAAUCUUGAACUUUUUACCACACAAUUGAAUGGCAGUGGUAGAAAGUAUAGUAAUAAGGUGCAGACUUGUUCUUUGAAGAAAAAAGGUAAUCUGUGUGUGGUUAAUGAUGAGAGAACGAAGGGUUUGUCAAUUAAGGUUCCAAUUAAGAACUUCUUGGGAUUUUUCUCGCAAAAUUGUGGGAAUAAUGGACAUAAGGUUGACACAUCAAAGAAGGGUUUGAAAGAAAGGGAUGUUGGCUGUGAGGAUGCAACUUGCAUGAACUGCAUACAGUUUGCUGUGACCUGGUCGGUGUUGCUUAAUGGAUUCGUUCAGGCUUUUCCGAGUCCAUUUAAAACCAGUAAAAAGCGGUUUCAGAAAGCAGGUAUUGAAGACAAAGUUUGUAUGAAUUCAAAUGCAUCCAAACCGAAGAUUUCACGUGAAAUAAAGCAAAAGAAAUCGAGGGGUCUUCUCGUCACUCCAUUUCAAAAUGAGGGUGGAAAGCAGGAACAAGGGAAAAAUAUGUCAAUUGAAUGCUUUAUAGGUUUUGUUUUUGAUCAAAUAGUUCAAAAUUUUCAGAAGCUUGAUUUUGGUGUCCAAGAAAGGGAAUGCAAGAGUUGUCAUCCAUCUCCUCCUCCUCCUACCCAUCAGUUCGAUCAUUUGAAGGCAGUUAGUAGUAUUUGGGAAGGUAAAAACAUGGAUGUGAAUAUCUUUCUGGGAAAUUUGAGUUUUGCAAGAGUGGGAGGCGUGCCGCCAAGUAUUGUGGGAGUAGCUUCUUCUGUUAAAGAAGAGGCCCCAGAGGGUGAUGAUAGUGUUGCUGCCGGCGACAGAGAAGAAGCUGUUGUUAAUUCUCCUCCUAAGAAGCUGGCCAAUGGGUUAUUUAGUAUUCCAUUAUCAAAUGUCGAGCGUUUGAGAUCCACAUUGUCAACUGUUUCAUUGACAGAACUAAUUGAACUUGUAGCUCAAUUAGGGCGAUCUACCAAAGACUACCCUGACAAGAAGAAGCUGUUCUCUGUUCAGGAUUUUUUCAGAUACACCGAGUCUGAAGGAAGAAGGUUUUUUGAGGAGCUGGAUAGAGAUGGUGACGGACAAGUUAAUUUGGAAGAUCUUGAAGUCGCUAUGAGAAAUAGAAAAUUGCCUCGGAGAUAUGCUCGUGAAUUUAUGAGCCGUACUAGAAGUCACUUGUUUUCAAAAUCAUUUGGUUGGAAACAGUUCUUGUCUUUGAUGGAACAAAAGGAACCAACCAUUCUUCGAGCUUAUACUACUCUCUGUUUGAGCAAGUCUGGGACACUGCAGAAGAGUGAAAUCUUGGCGUCAUUAAAAAAUGCAGGACUUCCAGCAAAUGAGGACAAUGCUGUUGCCAUGAUGCGGUUUCUGAAUGUAGACACAGAAGAAUCUAUAUCUUAUGGACAUUUCCGGAAUUUUAUGCUUCUGCUCCCAUCUGAUCGACUUCAAGAAGACCCUCGGAGUAUCUGGUUUGAAGCUGCUACCGUUGUUGCUGUUGCACCGCCUGUGGAGAUACCCACUGGAAGUGUUCUGAAAUCUGCAUUGGCAGGGGGUCUUUCAAGUGCACUGUCAACUUCGUUAAUGUACCCCAUUGAUACAAUAAAGACUCGAGUACAAGCAUCAACACUUACCUUUCCAGAAAUCGUGUCAAAGCUUCCACAAAUUGGAGCCCGUGGAUUGUAUAGAGGCUCCAUCCCAGCAAUUCUUGGACAAUUUUCAAGCCAUGGCUUGCGAACUGGAAUUUUUGAAGCAAGUAAGCUUGUGUUGAUAAAUGUUGCUCCAACACUUCCAGAUAUACAGGUGCAAUCUAUAGCAUCAUUCUGCAGCACUUUCCUGGGAACAGCAGUGCGGAUACCGUGUGAGGUAUUAAAGCAACGGUUGCAAGCGGGCCUUUUUGAUAAUGCAGGAGAGGCAAUACUUGGUACUUGGCAUCAAGAUGGUCUUAAGGGUUUUUUCCGCGGGACCGGUGCCACUCUUUGCCGAGAGGUUCCUUUCUAUGUUGCGGGCAUGGGGGUCUAUGCGGAAUCUAAAAAGGGUUUCCAGCAUCUUUUGAGGCGUGAUUUGGAACCCUGGGAAACAAUUGCGGUUGGGGCUUUAUCUGGUGGACUAGCUGCUGUAGUAACAACACCCUUUGAUGUGAUGAAAACUAGAAUGAUGACUGCCCGGGGCCGUUCUUUGCCCAUGUCAAUCGUAGCCUUCUCUAUUCUCCGUCAUGAGGGACCCCUUGGAUUAUUCAAAGGAGCCAUACCGAGGUUCUUCUGGAUUGCUCCACUGGGUGCCAUGAAUUUUGCCGGGUAUGAGCUUGCAAGGAAAGCUAUGGUCAAAAAUGAAGAGCAAACUGGUGAACAGCUUUCUCAGAAAAAGUAAGCCAGUUUUGGUAAAAACAAUAGCACCAUGAAAAGCCUAUGAAUUCUCGUUUUGUAAUUAUAGCAUGAAGCCAGUUUUGGUAAACGUCUUUAUAAUGUCAAAGACAAUAGCACCAUGAAAAAGCCUCUGAAUUCUCGUUUUGUAAUUAUAGCAUGUGAAUGCUGCUGGAAAUUUUUAAGCUUUUCCAAAUUGGCAGUAUCAUGUGCUUGAAACUUCACCUGUCGUUCGUUUUAGUUAAUUCUGUUAAAGACAACGUAAUCUCUCUUUAUAGUUUCUUUACUCGUUCCAAA